AUGGAUCUUAAAAACGUUGGUGAUCUUCAAGCCUUGCUCAAUCUGUACAAACAGGAUCCAACACUACUGAGAUCAAAACAAAUGAGUUUCCUAAGGGAUUCAUUGGAGAGCAUGGGGGACACCAUCUCAGGGUUCCAGAGAAUUGAAGCUUUUCCUUUGAAACUUGGUAAAGUUGAAGGGAAACCAGCAGAUCAACUUACUAGUGAAGAGAGUGAUUUAGAGAUGGAUGAGGAUGGAAUUAUCAAACCAGAUGAAGAUGAUCCCCAGGAAAUGGGAGAUGAAAAUGUGGAGGUGACACUCGAUAUGAAAAGCAAUGCUGAGCAGAAGAACGAAGAGGCCUAUACUGCCCUUGAUACAGGAGACCUGCAGAAUGCUAUUGACCUGUUUACGGAGGCUAUCAAGUUGAAUCCCCUCUCCUCUCUCUUGUACACCAACCGAGCCAGUGUCUUUGUCAAAAUGCAAAAGCCCAAUGCUGCCAUUAGAGACUGCAACAAAGCCUCAGAGCUCAAUCCCGAUGAUGCACAAGCCUAUAAAUGGAGAGGGAAAGCGCAUAUGCUUCUGGGCCAUUGGGAAGAAGCUGCCGAAGAACUUGCGUUGGCCUGUAUAUGGGAUUAUGAUGAAGAUACCAAUGCCCUGCUAAAGGAAGUGCAACCCAGGGCCCUGAAGAUGAUCGAACACCACACCAAAUAUAAGAGAAAGCGUACACUGAAGAAUAUCCAGAAGAUCCAGGAGACACUAGACUGGAUUAAAAGUAUCCUGGAAGAACAAGAGAAAGCACAAAGUGAGGAGAAUACUUGGCAGUGGAUGACUCGAAUCUGUCAGAGGUACUUGGACUUUUUUAUGGCCAUAAUGGAUCCAAGGAUUAUCCUGGCAUGGCUGGAUGUGACCUGGAACCCGGAUAAUAUCUCCAAAUAUCGAGAUAACCACAAGUUUAUGAAGUUCAUUGGUCAGGUUGAUUGA
Rhineura floridana is the source of this 960-nucleotide messenger RNA. Its product is annotated as putative protein FAM10A4. NCBI's taxonomy places the organism in Eukaryota, Metazoa, Chordata, Lepidosauria, Squamata, Rhineuridae. The record is from RefSeq and is a predicted model, not a curated record. The coding region runs from base 1 to 960 and encodes 319 amino acids. The transcript has a single exon. Gene Ontology annotation, molecular function: protein dimerization activity; Hsp70 protein binding.